Messenger RNA from Paramecium sonneborni, 1056 nucleotides. Lineage: Eukaryota; Ciliophora; Oligohymenophorea; Peniculida; Parameciidae. The record is from the annotation of a GenBank genome assembly.
AUGGGAUAGAUUUCAGCUUUAUGUUGCAAAAAAGACUAAGUUAUAAUUAUAGAGAAAAAAGUAACUUAAGAGAUUGUUGAAGCUUUUACUAUUGAUGAAGGAAAGGAAGAUUUAGAAAAGAGAAAUAAGAUUAUUAAAAUUUAGGCUAAUUAUAGAGGCUACAGAGUUAGGAAAAUCAUUAAAUUAGAAUUAAAACAACCAUAAACGAAAUAAUUAGAAAGUUAAGGUGAAACGGUUGAUAUAGUAGCUUAUUCUGGAAAAAGAGAAACUUUAAAAUAAAAUGUUGUUGCAGCAAUCAAAUUCAAGAAAGAUCAAUUAUUGGUGAAAAAUACAAUGAAUUGCAUAGAACCAAUUGAAUUACCUAAAAUAGAAAUGGUUGAUGGAAGUACAUAUGAAGGAUAAUGGAUGAAUGAAUAAAAAUGGGGAAAAGGUAAGUUGGUUUAUAAAGAUGGUUCUAUUUAUGAUGGACAAUGGAAACAAAAUGUUGCAUAAGGGAUUGGAAAGUUAAUUCAUAAUGAUGGAGAUAGUUAUGAAGGUGAAUGGUUAAAUGAUAGAGCUAAUGGAUUUGGAAUAUAUAUUCAUUCUAAUGGGGCUAUUUAUAAAGGAUAAUGGAAAGAUGAUCAACAAGAAGGAAAAGGAGAAGAAAUAUGGCCUGAUGGUUCAAAAUAUGAAGGGGAUUAUUUUGAAGGAAAAAAACAUGGUUAUGGUAAGAUUCUCUUUAAUGACGGUUCAGUUUAUUAAGGUCAAUUUCAACAUAAUGAUAUACAUGGCACUGGGGUUUAUAAAUGGUUUAAUGGAAAAAUUUAUGAUGGAUAAUGGAUUCAAAAUAAAAUGAAUGGAUAUGGUACUUUGAAAUGGCCUGAUGGAAAGAAAUAUGUAGGAGAAUAUUAGAAUGAUGUUAAACAUGGGCAUGGAAUUUAUUACUGGGAUGAUGGAAGAGUAUAUGAUGGCAUGUGGAAAGAUGGUAAUUAACAUGGAGAAGGAAUUUAUGUAGAUUGUAAUGGAGUUUCAAAGAAAGGAAUAUGGGAGGGUGGAAGAAGGGUUAAAUGGAUUUGA